Molecule: messenger RNA, 4116 nt
Organism: Trifolium pratense (red clover)
Lineage: Eukaryota; Viridiplantae; Streptophyta; Magnoliopsida; Fabales; Fabaceae
Product: DEAD-box ATP-dependent RNA helicase 46-like
Exons: 8
Coding region: 238-3711 (1157 amino acids)
Cellular component (GO): nucleus; ribonucleoprotein complex; cytoplasm
Molecular function (GO): RNA helicase activity; ATP binding; RNA binding
Source: RefSeq, a predicted model, not a curated record
CAAUUCCAAUCUCUUAUUCUUCAACCCUAACCUAAUUAACCAAAACAUUAUUUCAUUCAACAAACAAAACGCUGCCUCUGUAUUUCGGUUCUCACAGGAUAUUUUCACUUCACUUUCAAUCCUUCAUACGAAAAAACGCCAUCAUCAUCAUGAACACUCAUCAUUAACAAUUUUUUCACUUUUCUUGAAUCUCACUCAUCUAAGAGAGAUUGAUAGGAAGAUAAGAAGUGUUUUGAGAUGGCAACAACAGAGGCAGCUUCUGCUGGGGUUGGUCCUAGAUAUGCACCGGAUGAUCCCUCGCUUCCGGCGCCGUGGAAAGGUUUGAUUGAUGGAGCUACUGGUUUGUUAUACUAUUGGAAUCCUGAUACUAAUGUUACUCAGUAUGAAAAGCCAACACCGUUGGCUCCGCCUGUGCCGGCGGCUUCUACGCCGAGCUUGGCGCCUAUACCGGUGACUCAACAGCAUGGGCAAGGGCAACAGAUGAUGCAACAACAGCAGGGGGGUCAUUAUGCUCAACAGCAUGGUCAACAGAUGCCGCAGCAGAUGAGUCCUCAUGUGGCGCAGGGUACUCAGCAGCCGAAUUCUCAGGCUGCUCAACCUGUCCAGCAGCAGAAUUCACAGAUUUCACAGCCGGCGCAACAGCCAGGGUUACACCAAGGUAGACCACAGAUGAUGCAGCCUCAAGGGCAGCAGAUGAUGCAGUAUCAAGGACAGCAAUUUCAGCAGAUGCAUCAGAUGCCUCCACAGCCGAUUCAUCCACAACAAUUUGGGCAAGGAGGUACUCAAGAUCACGGUUCGCAUCUUGUGCAACCGCAAGCGCCCCAGUUUACUCCUCAGAACAUGCAUUAUAUGGGAUAUCAACAAAACAUGGUUACACCUAGGCAACCUAACUCCCAGCAGAUUCAACCAAAUAUGCACUCAUCUGGGCAACCAAACCCCCAGCCUAAUCAACAUCCGCAUAACAUACAUAACCAGCAUUUUGAAAAUCAACAAGAUUUUAAAACAGCGAUGCCAAAGAUGGAGGAAGCAGAGUUUAAAAAUGGAAGCCAAGUUGGUUUCUCACCAUCACAGUAUCAACAAAGGAGUGCCUUGCCUGUUCAAAACAAUAAAAACGUUCCUGCCGAAGUUAGUUCUGGUCAAGUUACUAAUGCAAGUGUUAAUCCUGCCCAACCACAACAAUUUAGGGGCUAUCCAGGAAGCAUGCAACAGCCUAGCCCAACAAUACAGUCACAGCAGGGUGGUUCUGAUUUAUAUUACCAACAGGGUCCUAAUCCUAAUUUCCAAAACCAGAUGAGCCCGGGAAUAAUGCAUGGUCAUCCAUCCAAUGUACAUCCUGUUGCCCAAAAGAUGGUACAUGAGGACAAUGUACAUGGUAGAGCUGGAAAUGACUAUUACUAUAAUUCUAACAAAGAGAUGCCGCCAAUGGGUCGUCAGCAGCCAGAUAUGACUCAAAUGCCGAUUUCCCGAAAUCCGCAGGAUAUGAGGAUUGGCAAUUCCCCUUUUCAAAAUAAUGUCCCCAUUGGAAAUGGAAGUGGUAUUACUGUGAAUGCUAUGAGUAACAUGUUCACUCCUCCAAUAGGAGGACCUUCUCCUCUUUCAAGCAACUCUUUUACGAGGCCUCCUUAUGGUGGAUCUUCAGAUGUUACUGAUCUCUCAGCAGCUGAAUUAUACUGUCAGCAACACGAAGUUACAGCAACGGGUGACAACAUUCCACCACCAUUCAUGACAUUUGAUUCUACCGGGUUCCCUCCAGAGAUAUUGCAAGAGGUACGUUCUGCGGGCUUCUCGAAUCCAACACCAAUACAGGCUCAAACAUGGCCCAUUGCCCUACAGGGUAGAGACAUAGUGGCUAUUGCCAAAACAGGCUCUGGGAAAACACUAGGCUACUUAAUGCCGGCCUUCAUUCUUCUCAGGCAGAGACGCAAUAAUUCUCUGAAUGGCCCCACUGUAUUGGUUUUGGCUCCAACACGUGAACUUGCGACACAGAUCCAAGAGGAGGUCUUCAAAUUUGCACGGUCUUCAAGAGUAUCUUGCACGUGCUUGUAUGGUGGAGCGCCUAAAGGUCUUCAGCUAAAGGAGUUAGAUCGUGGGGCAGAUAUUGUUGUUGCCACACCUGGUAGGCUUAAUGAUAUACUUGAAAUGAAAAAAAUUGACUUUAGGCAAGUUUCACUCCUUGUGCUUGAUGAGGCCGACCGAAUGCUUGAUAUGGGUUUUGAGCCUCAAAUCCGUAAGAUUGUGAAUGAGAUUCCACCACGUAGACAAACUCUCAUGUACACUGCAACCUGGCCAAAAGAAGUUAGAAAAAUUGCCAGCGAUCUUCUUGUUAAUCCUGUUCAGGUUAACAUUGGAAAUGUAGACGAGCUUGCUGCAAAUAAAUCUAUCACACAGUAUGUUGAAGUUGUCGCACAAAUGGAGAAACAGAGGCGUCUAGAGCAGAUCCUCAGAUCUCAGGAACGGGGUUCUAAGAUCAUAAUAUUUUGUUCCACAAAAAAGUUAUGUGAUCAGCUUGCCCGUAGUAUUGGCCGAACUUUUGGGGCUGCUGCAAUUCACGGUGACAAGUCUCAAGGUGAGAGAGACUGGGUUUUAGGUCAGUUCCGGACUGGGAAAUCUCCAAUUUUGGUUGCCACUGAUGUUGCUGCUCGUGGUCUUGAUAUUAAGGAUAUAAGGGUGGUGAUCAACUAUGAUUUCCCCAAUGGUGUUGAGGACUAUGUACACCGAAUUGGUAGAACUGGAAGGGCAGGUGCUACUGGAGUGGCAUAUACCUUUUUCUCUGAGCAGGAUUGGAAACAUGCAGGUGAUUUGAUCAAAGUUUUGGAGGGUGCUAACCAGCAUGUGCUUCCAGAGUUAAGACAGAUUGCUUCACGUGGGCCACCAAGCUUUGGAAAGGAUAGGGGCGGGAUGAGUCGUUUUGACUCUGGUAGUGGUGGUGGUGGGCGCUGGGAGAGUGGUGGUCGUGGAAAUACGAGGGACAGUGGAUUUGGUGGUCGUGGAGGCAUGAGGGAUGGUGGUGGCUUUGGUGGUCGUGGGGGCAUGAGGGAUGGUGGUGGCUUUGGGGCUCGCGGUGGAAUGAGGGAUGCAGCUGGUGGACAAGGUGGUAGAGGUGAUUUCUUUCCUGGUAGAGGGGGCAACAGGGGUAGAGGAUUUGGUGCUCCACGUGGGGGCAGUGUUGGUUGGGGUGGCAGGGGUGACCGCGGUGGUCCUAGUGAUCGGUACAUGGAUGGUCGUGGACAAGGACGUGGACGGGGAAGAUUCGACAACAGAAGAGAUGUUCCGAGAAGUAGAGACAGAAGUUACAGUCGUAGCCCUGAUAGAGUUCGAACGUGGGAUAUUAACAGAAGCAGCAGCAGGAGUAGAAGUAGAAGUAGGAGUAGGAGCUAUAGCCGUAGUCGUAGUCCACGUCGCAGCUGGUCUCGAGGUCGCAGUCGCAGCUAUAGCCGUAGUCGGAGUCCACGUCGGAGUCGUAGCCGUGGUCGUAGUUAUAGCCGCAGCCGCAGCCCCAAACCUACAAGGCGUGUUAAGUCAAAAUUUUCUGAUAAGAUUGAUAUUGUGGCACCUGAAGCAGGAGCUUCUGAUCCUAUACCUGGCAACACAGAAGGGAAUUCUAUUUUGGGGACAGAACAUGUGGAGCAGCUACCUGUUGUGGGGAACACUGGCCCAAAUAAUCCAGAGGCUGUAGUGGACGUUAGUCAUCAACCACCUUCUGAUAUUUGAUGCAGUUGUUCUAAUCACAAUUUUUGAAAAUGCAUUUUGACAGUGGGUGCUAUAUUAACCUCUCACUUUCUGUUCCCUAUUGGCUUUGCACUGAGAUUGCCUAAUAGCAAAAGAUUGAUUCGAAGUUACAGAAUGCAGGAAACUCGAGCAAACGAUCUAAUAUGAUAUACUGCAGCUUUGCUGAAUGUUGAAUGCAAGUUGUUUUGGUUUUUAAUUUUUUGUAGGCUGGUGGUAACGUCGUAUUUAAUUCCCAUUAAUUUGUGAAAAUUGGAAGGCAUUGGUUUGGUUGUAUUAUUAGUUGUGUGGGUUAAACUGAUGUAAUAGAUUCUAUAUUUUUAUCAUUUAUUGUAAAAGACCAGAGCUCAAGUCACUUAACCUGGUGGUAAUUAUUGCUUUAUUUUGUCA